AUGGCGCCGUCAUCGUCGGAGGUCCUCAUGAAGGACAGUGCCAAAUCUAACGAGAAACUCUACAAGAUGGCAUUCAGAGUGUCUGGUGAUGAAAGUCACCAAAUUCUGGACAUUGGAUGUGGCCCUGGAGAUGUUACACUAAAUCGUAUAUUGCCGACAUGCGAGCCUUGCAAGAGGAUCGUCGCGGUCGAUUCCUCGAUCAGCAUGAUCAAGUAUGCCAAACAACAUUACGCGCACGAGAAGAUCGUAUACGAUACUUUUGACAAAGAUAGCGACGUGUCGCCUUUUAGGAAGAAGUACGGUGCCUUCCAACGUGUCUAUUCUUUCAAGACUCUGCAUUGGUCACGAGACCUGCACCACUGUCUGGGCAAUAUCACCCAGCUGCUGACACCUGGUGGCGAGUGUCUGCUGUACUUUCAUGCACGGACAUUUUUGUUUGAGUCCUUCAAGAAAUUGAGUCACCUGGAGACAUGGACGAGAUAA
Messenger RNA from Rhipicephalus microplus (southern cattle tick), 483 nucleotides. RefSeq names its product juvenile hormone acid O-methyltransferase. Lineage: Eukaryota; Metazoa; Arthropoda; Arachnida; Ixodida; Ixodidae. The record is from RefSeq and is a predicted model, not a curated record. Gene Ontology annotation, molecular function: polyprenyldihydroxybenzoate methyltransferase activity. Gene Ontology annotation, biological process: ubiquinone biosynthetic process.